Messenger RNA from Danaus plexippus (monarch butterfly), 3934 nucleotides. RefSeq names its product titin (gene pot). The transcript is spliced from 20 exons. The record is from RefSeq and is a predicted model, not a curated record. Lineage: Eukaryota; Metazoa; Arthropoda; Insecta; Lepidoptera; Nymphalidae. The coding region runs from base 308 to 2917 and encodes 869 amino acids.
GGCCCGGCAGUCGACUGUCGACAGUCGUUGAGGAACGAGCUGCGCGUGCGCACGUCACACGGCGCCUCCACGCGAACUGUGCAACGUGCCGUUAUAGUGUUUCAUAAUCUGUGAUUGUUUACUUUUUUAAUUUCCACACGAUUCGGUCGAACUGCACUCGGCCAACGACUCUACAAGGAGAUAUCGAACAUCAAUGCGGCCAUCGCGGACGUCGAAUAACGAGUAACAACACGACAAUGUGACGAAGCAUUCCCGCCAAUACCAGUCGGCCAUCUUGAAUCAUAGACAAGCCCUGUUUCCAGUAAAGAUGGCGCUAUUAGUCCUGAUGAUCGCAUGCUUGUCAGCGCUCGCGCACGCACAGUCAAAUUACGGGUCACAGGCUAACAAUAUCGAAUACCAGGGAGACGGUCUGCCGGAGCAGACGGUCCUCGAUGGAAAGGUGACCAAAUUAGAUGACCUCAGUCCAGUCAUAUUCUUGAACCGGACGAAAGCUACUCUAAAUUGCGAAGCUGGUUCUAUGCAGAUCGAAUUAAAGUUCAAUGAGAAAUUCUAUGGCAUCGCGUACGCAGACUUCGACCGUCAUUCAGCCUGCCAGGUCUCAGGCAAGGGAGCCACCUCUUAUAAACUAGAGCUGCCACUCAAAGGAUGUGGGACCAAACAGGAUCCACUUCGCGUGUUCACCAACAACAUAGUGGUUCGAUUCCAUCCAGGAUUGGAGAUGGAUGGGGACGAGGUCAUCACUAUCGUCUGCCGUUAUCCGCCUCCCAUCGUGCCAGUCUUCAAGCCUCUCAUAUACACGCCUGAAGCUAAAGGGCCUCUUCCGGCAAAGGCCCCUUUAGCUGGUACCCACAUCCUUUUGAUAAUCUGCGCAAUCCUGUUCCUCACUCUACUACUCUUGGGGCUCGGUGUGUCAUACUUGUGUCUGAACCGACGCACGCUGCCCGCGCCCAGGAGAUUGAUUGAUGAUUCAUCCGCUUCAAUCAUCAGCAGGGAGAGUAUACAAGAGGUGAAGAUCCCCCGCGCGCACCCUGUAUAUCCAGCAGCAGCUGAAAGUGCCAGCGUGGCCUCCGACACGCUGCCCUCAGACUACCCCUCGGAAACUCCCAGCGAAGCUGAUCACGCCCACGCCAACCAGGCGUUCAUGAUAGAUGAUUACCAGAGCGAGGGCUAUGGGGAGUCCCACGAAACCAGUCUGACCCACUCUCGUCUAACUGGAGCGGCGCCGCCCGCCUUCGAUGUACGAGUGAGGGUUCAACGACCUCCCGCACCACCGUCUCCAGUAUCUACCAUCACUACCACUGAGGUCGACGGUGGCAGCAUCAGACAGCAGACUCUGGUGGAGGAACACGAGAGACAGGAGUCCGUCCGCACGGUGUCUCCCGGCGCCCUACCACUGCCCGCCAGAGCAGUACAUGCUUCACCACCUGAGCGUCCGCCGCGGCCACCCGCCCUCUACACCGAGGUCCAUAGAGAGAGACAGGAAUGGUCCCGUCGUCCGCGGUCCAUCGCCUCCCUCAACACGGAGAUGACCGACACUCACUCGGUCACUGAGGUAACUGACCGUUCACAUGCCAGGAUGUUCCAUAUCAAGAAACCACCCCCACCACCACCUGUGAUGACGGAACGCUUGGAGACAGAGGAACAGGAAAUGUUGAUGGAGAGUCUUGAACCCAUCCCAGAGACACCUAUCAUGCCAGCGAGAAAACCAGAAAUAACUUCACACGUGGUGGACGACGUGUUCCUCCGAACUAUCACCGAGAAGAAAACGAUCGAAGAUAUUGAACGUCACAAACGCCUGGUCACCGAGUAUCGACAAGUGCCGCACGUGCCGCAGUUCGACGUUACCAUCCGGAACCACACGCAGCCGGAGGCACAGUGGGAGAACUUCUCGGACAUCAGCAGUGCCUCGGGCAUGACCUUGACGCCCAAGAUGGAAAGGGUACCACUUUCAUUGCCACCGCAGAAGUUUAUCGGAAAAGGAGGUCCAGAUCUCUUCUCUCCGGAGCUUAUUAAGCAGACAGAUGCGGUGUACUCGCCGUCGUCGCCGGAUCUGCCGCUACUACCAGAACUGCCUCCAGCUCGUAAUCCACUUUAUAGAGAAGAGGACGACGAAGACGUUCCGGAGCCUAUCCCGUCUCCUCCCGUCCCACAGAAUUGGAGCGUGUUGACGAGGGUACUGAAGACUGAAGCGCAAGAUGAGGUGCUAUCAGAAUCUGAGCGCGUCCAUCGUCUAACUCGUGAAGAGCGUCUCCGCUGGCGCGAGCUCAUCACUCAUGAGAGCACGUUGCGGCGAGAGCUCGCUUCGUCUUCCUCCAGGGACGACUUCACUCGCGUAUCCCGAGAUCAUCGUUACGCUCCUUUGUAUACGCCACCAAAGUGGGAGGUCAUUAUACGUAUCCUAGCGCCACCACCAGAUAAACCGAAGAACCGCUACCGCAAGAAGUCUGAGUGGGAGUCUCGUUCAAGGAGGAGUUCUCUGCCCACGCUGUAUGAGUACGACAGUGACGCCACCUCGCUGAGGGAGCCGCAGCGGUCACGGCGGUCGUCCUACCGCAGCGACCACGUGGACAUGAGAUCUAUGUCUGAGAUGAUGGUGGACUACGCCAGAGAGCAGGCGGACACACAUUCCGAAGUGUCCGCUGGGACUCUCCUCGGCAGAUACUACGACGACGACAGCGACUCCGAGCAUCAUUACAACCAGCAUCCUUCGUGGCGUAACUCUCUACACCGCUCAGUGAGUCAGCCGUCUCUAGCUCGUUCCGCCACCGAGCUCACGGAGCGGUGGACGGCCCCGGACGGUGACGUCACACCCACACCACCGAGACGGAACAGAGGUCUGAUAGGUGGCCAAGGAAUGACAGCCUUCACGUCGUCUGAAGUGCGCACGUUCCAGGCGUCUAGGGAAUGGAGAGAAUAAAUGAUAACUUUAUGAUUCAGCAUCGAACCUGACCGGGACGAUGAAACGAGUGUACAUUAUAUGACCUCCGAAUUGUUGAUGUCUCAUGAGCGAUGACGUGAAGGCUCUGGAUGGACGUGAUUAUUGUAAAAUAACGAAAAUAAAAAAAGAAUAUCUAUUUUAACAAAAUUAAUAUAAACAACAGAAUAUAUAGAGUUAUGUGUUAGUGAAUGUUGAGGACAUGUUCGCUCAAAUGCUUUUUAAAAUCUUCACUGCCUCUUUAUUGUGACAUCCGUCUCUUAUUAUAAGAUCGGACUAUGUUCUUUUACUUAUAGGAUAUAUAAAAAUAUAUAUCCAUAUUUUUAUUUCCUUAUAUAUAUAUCCUUUCCUUUGUUAUUAAGUAAUAAAUAUCUAAUCAUAUAAUACUUACUGAUUAUGUAUAAUCUUUAAAUUUUAUAUUGACAUUUUAAAAUAUAAGUUAAGAGAAGCCAUUAUAACUAUUAAUUAGAUUAAUCAUUGAUCCGUCCCUUAUUUUAAGUUUUGUUCGCAAUACGAGAGUAUCAUUUCGAUAAACGAUAUUACCACUUAGUGUAAAACUUAACUAACAUUGUGCCAAACGCGCUAACAACCCGCUUCGUUUAACAUUCGAUAUAUUACUGUCUCUGUAACUGCCAGUGGAUGUUUAGAUGUUUUUAUAUUGUAAAUAAUAAUGAUGGAAAACCUAGCAGUCGAGGCAAGUUGCGUUAUAAGAAAUCGUUUGGAAUAGUUGAUAGUUCACGAUUUAAAAAUCUUUCUUGCCUUGAUUGCUAUGUGCGGGUAGCUGUGGGAGACGUCAUUCGUCGGCAUUUCAUGAAGGUGUUUGUUAAAAUUAUAUUACAUUGUCAAUUUUUAUGAUGAAACUACGAUGGUACGGAGGUGACUAGCUUAGUAUCGGAUCUGCGUUAGUGGUGCUAAAAUUCAAUGGAUUACUAAAUAUAUUUACACACUGAUUGAUAUUGUAUUUUGAUAAUCAUUUACAAUAUACGUGCCUUAACAAUU